GCGCAGGUGCGGCACCUGCACCAGUCAAGAUGUCCACAGUAAGGCAUUGCUGAGGCAGAGAGGGGGAAAGGAAGGAGGGAGAGGAAGAUGGUAGUCAACGCCACGUACCGACACCUUUCCUGAUCAGAGCAUCAAGAAAGCAGGCGGAGGAGGGAGAAGGAAUGAACCAGCAACAAAGAAACAGCAGACAAAUAUGAAUCAUGAUUCGUGCCGGGUGCUGCUGUUUUUUGGCUCUAAUUCUGGGCUCCAUCCUCCAGAUUUUUGGUGCAACGGUUCUGCAUUUGAGCGGUGCUGAUAAAGACUCAUCAGUUGCGGAUGCUGGUGCAGCGCUGAACCACAGCAGCAACACAACUCAGCAAGAAAUAACGUGGCCUUUACGCUUGAUCUAUUACGUUCAUGAUGACAACGAGAGCACUUACCACAUCCUGGAUACUAAAGCCAGGAACCAGCAAAAAGAUGACCAGGCUGUACAUCUUACUCAUGCAAGCUUCCAGAUAGAGGCCUUUGACACCACCUUUAUCCUAGAUAUUACACUGAACCACAAUCUGCUGUCCUCUGAUUACAAGGAAAUACAUUAUGAGAAGCAAAAGACUUUCUUUUCAAAGGGUGGUGAGCACUGUUACUAUCACGGGGAGAUACGGGGGAACACAAAGUCCAAAGUUGCUCUGUCUACCUGUGAUGGGCUUCAUGGCAUGUUUGAUGAUGGUAACUACAUGUAUAUUAUUGAGCCAUUGAUCCAGACACGUACCAAGGAGAAUUUGUCAAGGCCACACACAAUUCAUCGGAUGCCGGUGGGAUUGAUGGACAAGCUUCCACACAUGAGUAAUUCCAGCAAUACGAGGAAGGCCAGCGCUCUUUGGUCUCGACUGGCGGACUUUCCUUGGUUCCGACCACGCAGGAGAAGGAGAGCGGUCCAUCGCCGGAGUGUCUUCUAUGAAAUGAAAUACCUGGAACUCAUGAUUGUAAACGACCACAUGAUGUACAAGAGACGGCGAUCCUCCCGGGCUCACACCAACAACUUUGCCAAGUCUGUGGUUAACCUUUUGGACAUUAUCUUCAAGGAGCAGCUAAACACCAGGGUGGUGCUGGUUGCCAUGGAAACGUGGUCAGACAAGGACCGGAUUGAUGUGGGCCAGGACCAGGUGAAGACCCUGCGCAGCUUCUCCAAGUACAGGCAGCAGUUCGUGAGGGAGCGAGCUGACUCGGUCCAGCUACUCUCGGGCACCACGUUUGAAAGCGCCAUGAGCAGCAUGGCGUUCUUUGGAGGGGUUUGCUCACUGACUCGAGGAGUAGGAGUGAAUGAGUAUGGACAAAUGUGGUCGACCACUGCUAUAUUGGGGCAGAGUCUUGCACAGAAUUUGGGUAUACAGUGGGAGUCCGAAUCCAAGAGAAAAAAGGAAUGUGAGUGUCCAGGCUCCUGGGCUGGAUGCAUCAUGGAAGACACAGGGUUUUACCAUCCCCGUAAGUUUUCCAAGUGCAGUAUAAUGGAAUACAAAGAGUUUCUACAGAGAGGUGGGGGAGCUUGUCUCUUCAACAGACCAACAAAGCUCUUUGAAACCACGGAGUGUGGCAAUGGAUACGUGGAGUCUGGGGAGGAGUGUGACUGCGGACUGCGAAUGGAAUGCUUCGGGACCUGUUGUAAGAAGUGCUCCCUUGCCAAUGGUGCCCACUGCAGUGAUGGACCCUGCUGCAAUCACACUUGCCAGUUCCUGAAGAGAGGUUACGACUGUCGAGACCCUGUGAAUGAUUGUGAUAUAGCGGAGUACUGCACUGGAGACUCUGGCCAGUGCCCUCCCAAUCUUCACAAGCAGGAUGGAUAUGCCUGUGACAUGAACCAGGGCCGCUGUUUCAGUGGGGAGUGUAAAACCAGAGACAACCAGUGCAAGCUGAUAUGGGGCUCAAAGGCCCUGGGGUCAGACAAGUUCUGCUACGAGAAGCUCAACACUGAAGGCACCGAGAAAGGAAACUGUGGGAAGGAGGGCGAUAAGUGGCUGCAGUGCAGCAAGCAUGAUGUGUUCUGUGGCUACCUUCUCUGCACCAGUGUUAGCCGGGUCCCGAGGAUUGGCCGCAUUGUCGGUGAGAUCACGCCCACCUCCUUCUAUCACCAGGGCAGGCUGGUGGACUGUAGUGGUAGUCACAUCAUUAUGGACGAUGGGACAGACUUGGGCUAUGUUGCGGAUGGUACUCCCUGCGGACCAUCCAUGAUGUGCUUGGAUAGGAGAUGCCAACCCAUCCAGUCAUUCAACAUCAGUAAUUGUCCGAGCGGAUCGCCAACAAAGAUAUGCUCUGGACACGGGCUUUGCAGUAACGAGGGAACCUGCAUCUGUGAGGGGACCUGGGCAGGAACGGACUGCAGCAUGUACGACCCCAAGCGGGAAGAGACCAAGAAGCCACCCGAGGGCCCCAAGGGUCCUAGCGCCACCAAUCUUAUAAUAGGGUCCAUCGCAGGCGCCAUCCUGGUGGCUGCUAUUGUCCUUGGGGGGACAGGAUGGGGUUUUAAAAAUGUCAAGAAGAGAAGAUACGAUCCCAGCCAGGCCGGAGCGAUAUGAAGAGAGACCAAGCACCACCUCCUGGACUCUGCCCCUGUGGAUUCUGAGUACGACCGCUUAGCAUAAACUGUCAUGGCUUGGCGCACAGUAAAAGAAGCACAGGAACGCAGGGCCAGUACGUAAUGUUGUCCAUGACUUGCGCUCCACUCGCGACGAGGGGAGGCGUGAACAAACUCUACAACCAGAGAGCUGCCCUUUCCCUCUCAACUCUUCCCCACCUGACCACCUCUCGCCACCAACGCCAGAGAUCUAUUGGGAGGGGGAAGGUGGGCUCCAACUACGUUCUUGACCAGAGCAUAGCUGAGGAAAAUUGGACUUCCUCAUCACCUCCUGGACAGCCUGCUGUGACGCUAAGGAGGCCGGCGGCCACAACUCAACGUUGCCCAAGAUCUCACAGCUCAUGAGGUUCCUCUUCCCUUUUACUUUGUUUCCCGGAGCAGGCACCACUCUCCCUUGCGCAUGGCGUUCUCUUUCCAAAGGUACCUGCAUGGAAAUGAAACAAAUAAAAACACACACACAAACAAAAAUCAGAGGGAAGGAGCUAGCAUCGCAGCACCUAUCGACGGAUGUCUUCACAGCACUUUUUGUAUUUCCAUGGAAGCUUAAAUGGUCAAUAUCUCCAUCCAAUCUCAGGUCCAUCUUCUCAGCAGUUUAUGAGCUGCCACAGAUUUAUUUUCUCUCUGGUUUAUAACUAGGGCAGCAACAGAACACUCUGUGAAACGGAAAUAACGCAGAUUGUAAAGAUUAUUUCUCACCGCAGUGUAUUUUGUGUUAAUCUAUAGCAGGUGUUUUAUGAUGCUUGGUCAUUAUUUCAGGCGAAUGUUAACUCCAUGCUCAACGGCUACAACUUUAUAUGGGGUUUCAGUGAAGCUUUAGCCCACCCACAGCAUUUAAGUAAUCUGACUGGGUCAGCUUGAAGGACGUCACCCAUCCUUGUUGGAUGACUGAGGGAAUGAUGUAUUGAUGCUCAGUUGUGAAUGCUGAUUAAUGCAGGUUGCUAGAUCAUUUCGGUUUUGCUCUCAUGCUUCUGGAACCAAAAUCAAAGUGCAGCUCCUUUAAUGGAUGGAUAAAUUAUUCACUUAUACUAUGUACAGUACUGGCUAGGAACAUGUAAGUAAAAUGUCGACGUAUCCCUCUUCUUUUCCACUCUGCCUUCGGAAGAGCUGCAAGCCUGGAUUGGUCAAUGCCAUUUUCACUCUCCCGUUGGACUGCGCCACCCGUAGGUGUUCUGUUCACUCCGAACCUUUGCGGGGAAGUCACAUCGCGCCACACAUGGUAGAGAGUUCCCGCGGCAUGGGUGUCAAUCAAUACCAUUGGGUACCAGUGGAAAGGAAAAGUAGCCAUUGAACUUAAAAACGGCAAAUAUUGUUUUGUUUUAUUCUGUUGCAAUCAAUUAUAAAGGCAGCAAAUCCUGGGGGAAUAGGCAGUGUAGUGUCGUAGCAGAGUGACCAUCUCCCCAUCUGAGAUCUGUGCUCUCUUUCAUAUCAUCAGUUCAAUCCUUAAAAAAACACCCUCCCUUUAAGCAACACUAAAGUAAUCAACUCAGGGUGCUAGGAACCGAACAGGCUGGAUUUAUGCGCUGGCGAUGCGGUCGGGUAGCAUCUCAUUGGAUUAAGCGAUACUCUGGUUAUUGAAUGCAGCAGUAUUGUACCCAUGUUGGAAAUCACCAGUGGAACACCUCCAGUGUCAGCGUACACUGUAACUAGAGUAGUUGCUGUCCUGUUGAUGGCUUUUGCCUCCAACCUGAGCUGUCCCAGUCCUAAAACGGGGUCUGACGAGAGCCGCACGCAGAGAAUGUGUCACCUCCCACGUGGUGCAGAGGGCGUUAGCAUCUGCGGAGAGAGUGAGAGGCCGAGUGUGAACGCAAAGUGGAGGAGCCCCAUUUCCCAGCACCGCUGACAUUUCUCCCGCGCAGCCACUAACCAGUUUUCUUCUUAAAGGGAGAGGCACUCGACAAUUCGGAGCCUUUACGAAUGUUAUAACUAUUUCAAUUUAGAAUGUAAAUUGUGGUUUAAAAACUGUAGAACAUCUUAUAAAAAAAUCAAUUCUGUGUGUGGACAUCAGUGGCAAAGCCACCUUUGAUUACUCAUUCUGGUUUGACAUAGUGUGAACCAUUCUGUUGAACUGCCAAUAAUCUGUGCUGGGCGCCCUGUUGGGAAGUUCCUGGAUAUUGAGCCAACAGCAGCAGAAGGCUGGUGAUAGCUUAACAAAGCAGCUUGAUGUGUGAUUGGAGGAACUUGGGACGGGAUGAUCUACCCAUAUGUCUGCUGCCCUUGUCCUGCUAAAUGGCGCAAGUCGUAGGAUCGGGAAAUGCUGUUGAAGAUACUGGGUGAAUCCUGCAAGUGACUGGACCCGGGGUGUACCAGUGAUGGAGGGUGUGCUGUUAUCAGGAAUUUAGAGCUGGAAGAGCUGUGGAAGAUUUUGUGAGAGGAAUGAGAUAGGGUUGUGAUUCUACUGGAGAUAAUAGUUAUCUCUCCAUUCCCUUGGCAAACCAUUAAUCAGGCCAACUUGCCACCGAUAGCGAGACGACCCCAGUAAUUGACCGUCCCAGCCGUCGUGUCUGGUCUCAAAAGCAGGGGGAAGGAAAAAGCAAAUUCUCCAGGCCAGGAACAGUUGGACAACCACUCCACCCAACACACUGUAAGGUACUUGUACCUGAUGCUCCAUCGCAUUUGCAACCCCUUACAUGGGUGGUUACUCCAUUGCCUAGUGUUCUUGGGGGGUUUUGUGUCCUGAACUCCACCCAACAAACUGCCCCAGCCCGCACUGGUCACCCAGCACUCUCGUGAUAGCGCCUUCAGGUGACACAGCUGGCUGAUUCUUGGCUGUCAGUCAAACCAUCUUUGCCAUCAACAUUUUUUUAUAAUUGAUAAACAGAAGUGUUAUUUUUUAAUGUCUGUGAUUUUUUUUCUCCUGAGUUGCACCUGGCACUGCACUGGAGUUGGAUCUUCAUUUCUGAGGAACUCUGGGGCAACCGCAGAGAGUUGGGCAGUCCGAGGUCCCUCUCUGUGGCUUGGUAACCUCAAGAAAAUGGGAUCACUCAGCAUGCAACCUACUGAGGUCAGAGUGGCCUAGAUAGUAUCUCCACCAUGCCAUCUGAAUGGACGCCUGCCUUGCCCACCAUACCUCCCCCUAUAUAGCUGCUGCUUCUGUAAUGUAUAUAACAUUAGUCAUUCUAGAGAAGACAAAAACCUUGGCUAUUACUGGGAUGCUGCAUGUAGUAACAUAACGAAGCUUGGAUCAUCUUCGUUGAGAAAUUCAAGAAUAAUCUCAGCAGGACUAUGCUGACAGAUGCAUGGGGAAAGAAGGAAAAGAUUAACAAUUACAUUUUUUUAUUUACUAUGCAAAAAUGUGUAUUGCACACACCUAUCCACAACGAAAACACGGUAUGAACUGCUAAAUACUUGAAAAUCAUGAAGGAAAUUUUUUUUAUAUAUUCAAUUCACUUCCGUUCGUAAAAAGUUUUACUUAUUAAUGAGAUGCCAUGAAUGCAAUGUCUUACUCGAUCUUUAGUAAUAUAACAGCACCAGG
Messenger RNA from Pristis pectinata (smalltooth sawfish), 6080 nucleotides. RefSeq names its product ADAM metallopeptidase domain 23a (gene adam23a). Lineage: Eukaryota; Metazoa; Chordata; Chondrichthyes; Rhinopristiformes; Pristidae. The transcript is spliced from 26 exons. Gene Ontology annotation, molecular function: metalloendopeptidase activity. Gene Ontology annotation, cellular component: presynaptic membrane. Bases 201 to 2549 code for a protein of 782 amino acids. The record is from RefSeq and is a predicted model, not a curated record. Gene Ontology annotation, biological process: proteolysis.